Messenger RNA from Populus nigra (black poplar), 1660 nucleotides. RefSeq names its product polygalacturonase-like. The coding region runs from base 145 to 1314 and encodes 389 amino acids. The record is from RefSeq and is a predicted model, not a curated record. Gene Ontology annotation, biological process: carbohydrate metabolic process. The transcript has 4 exons. NCBI's taxonomy places the organism in Eukaryota, Viridiplantae, Streptophyta, Magnoliopsida, Malpighiales, Salicaceae. Gene Ontology annotation, molecular function: polygalacturonase activity.
UGGACUAAAGUACUCCCUGUAAAUACCAAGUAUAACAGCUGCCUCAGCCUCCCACCAUUAAUCUCCAAGCACAAGUCUCCUCGAUCGGUCUCUCACUCUCUCUUUCAAUUUGCUUUCUUGCCAUCCAAGCUUCCAGUACUUCUAAUGAGCCCUCUUGUUAUUAGUACCCUCCUCUUCAUUUUCUUUGCCUCCUCAUCUUUAGCAAGGUCAGCAAAAUAUAGCGUCUUGAGUUAUGGGGCCAAGCCUGAUGGGAAAACUGACUCAACCAAGGCCUUUGCCGCCGCUUGGUCACAAGCAUGUGCAUCUACAAAACCAGCCACUCUUUAUGUUCCUAAAGGGAUUUUCUCUUUAGGUCAAGUGAUAUUUCAGGGUCCUUGCAAGAAUAAUGCUAUCUUGGUAAGUGUAGCUGGUUCUCUAGUCGCUCCAUCAGAUUAUGGGCUCAUUGGCGGUGCUAAAAAUUGGCUAGUCUUCGAGCAUGUCAAUGGGGUUACUCUAUCUGGAGGAACUCUAGAUGGACAAGGUGCUGGACUUUGGUCCUGCAAGAAAUCCGGCAAGAGUUGCCCUAGCGGCGCAACGUCACUCAAAUUUUCCAAUUCAAAUAACAUUGUGAUCACUGGACUAACAUCACUAAAUAGCCAAAUGUUCCACAUUGUCAUCAAUGCCUGCCAAAAUGUCAAAGUGAAAGGAGUGAGAGUAUCUGCGGCCGGCAACAGCCCUAACACGGAUGGCAUUCAUGUUUCCUCAUCAACCAGUGUCACCAUCUUGAAUUCGAGGAUUGGAACUGGUGACGACUGUGUAUCUAUUGGCCCUGGUACCUCUGAUUUGUGGAUUGAAAACGUGGCGUGUGGACCUGGCCAUGGAAUCAGCAUUGGAAGUUUAGGCCAAGAUGUCCAAGAGGCUGGUGUGCAGAAUGUGACAGUCAAAACCACUACAUUUACUGGCACUGAAAAUGGAGUGAGAAUCAAGUCCUGGGGAAGACCUAGCAAUGGUUUUGCUAGAAAUAUUCUCUUCCAACAUGCAGUCAUGAAUAAUGUCCAAAACCCAAUUAUAAUUGAUCAGAAUUAUUGCCCCGGGAACAAGAAUUGCCCUGGUCAGGCUUCUGGGGUUCAAAUUAGCGACGUGAUUUACCAGGAUAUCCAUGGAUCAUCGGCAAGAGAAAUCGCAGUGAAAUUUGAUUGCAGUAAGAAACAUCCAUGCACUGGGAUUAAACUGGAAGACAUAAAUCUCACUUACCAAAAUCAACCGGCUGAAGCAUCAUGUACCAAUGCUGGGGGAGUUGCUUCAGGUCUUGUUCAACCCACUAGCUGCCUAUAGCCCUAUACAGCUAGGCGGGAAUUAAUGGUUGACCUUUGAUGAGGAAGGCCAGAAAAAAGAAAAAAGAGUAGCCCUCACCUUUAAUUUUAUUUUAAAAAAAAUAUAUAAUUUUAUAUCGUUAACCGGUAACGCAAAAUCUAAGCAAUAGCUGUCAACAACGUAACAAAAUGUUGUGAAGUCACUUCAUAGCUUAAAAGAUGGCACAAAUUAGACCUUCCAUUGUUAAUGAAAAAAGGCAAAAUCUAGCCAAUGAUUAAUAUUGAAAGAAGGAGUGUUAAUUGACAACUGCAGAUUCCAUGGAAGUCACAUGAUAGCUAGCCUGCGUGUGAUUGACCUUUCCUCAUUA